Molecule: messenger RNA, 1848 nt
Organism: Acanthamoeba castellanii str. Neff
Lineage: Eukaryota; Discosea; Longamoebia; Acanthamoebidae
Product: SKIP/SNW subfamily protein
Exons: 1
Coding region: 1-1848 (615 amino acids)
Biological process (GO): mRNA splicing, via spliceosome
Cellular component (GO): spliceosomal complex
Source: RefSeq, a predicted model, not a curated record
AUGAAGCAGCCCCCUCCUUACGGCCAACGUGAUGGAUUCAUCCCGCGAAAUGAGGAGGACUUUGCUGAUGGAGGCGCCUUCCCCGAGAUCCACCUAGCGCAGUACCCGCUUAGCAUGGGUAGGAAGAACGCGACGGGCGCCUCGAAUGCGCUUUCCAUUCAAUUGGACUCGACUGGAAAGGUCAAAUACGAGACCAUCCUCGGACAUGGCAAGGAUAAAAUCGUUCACUCGACCGCGCUCGCGCUCACCGACAAGGUUGUCGAUGAGGAAGAGCUGGUUCGGCCUUCGGAAGAGGAGGAGGCCGAGGCGACCGCGCGCACUAGGGCCGCCCUCGAGAAGAUCGUGAACUCGAAGAUCGUGGCCGCACGUCCCGCGCAACCUGGAGAAAAGCAGGGCGAUCCCACCUACAUCCGAUACACGCCGGCUGGUGGUCAAUCUGCCGCUGCUGCAGGCCACAAUUCCGGGGCGAAGCAGAGGAUCAUCAGGCUGGUGGAGAUGCCGAAGGAUCCCAUGGAGCCGCCCAAGUUCAAGCACAAGAAGACGCCCGCUGGUCCGCCUUCGCCCCCUGCCCCCGUCGUCCACUCGCCGCCGAGGAAGGUCACCGUCGCCGAUCAGCAGGCGUGGAAGAUCCCCCCUUGCAUCUCGAACUGGAAGAACGCCAAGGGCUACACCAUCCCCCUCGACAAGCGUCUGGCCGCCGACGGCCGCGCGCUCCAGGAGGUCCAGAUCAAUGACAGCUUUGCCAAGCUUUCCGAGGCGCUCUACAUCGCCGAGCGCAGGGCGAGGGAGGAGGUGGCGCGCCGCGCAGCCAUCGCACGACAGAUCAUGGUCAACGAGAAGACCGAGCAGGAGGAAACGCUGCGUCGUCUCGCCGAGGAGGCCAGGAAGGGCAAGGCCACCGAGAUGGAGAUGGAGGAGGAGGACCUCGAAGAGGAAGAUGUGGAGGCCAAGAAGGAGCGCGACGAGCUGCGCUACGAGCGCAAGCGCGAGCGUGACAGGAAGCGCCACCUGGACAAUUACCAGGGCAAGAAGAAGCUCAAGACCGACGACGAUCGCGACGUGUCCGAGAAGGUGGCGCUGGGCGAGGCUCCCACCGCCAGCGCCGACACCAUGUUCGACGCGCGUCUGUUCAACCAGUCCCAGGGCAUGGACUCAGGCUUUGCCGACGAAGAGGCCUACAACGUCUACGACAAGCCCCUCUUCCAGGGCAGCAGCGCCAACUUCCUCUACCGCCCCAAGAAGGACAACGACUCGGAGGUCUACGGCGGCGACGACGACGAGGAGGGCGGCGACGACAAGCAGGGCACCGACAAGUUCAAGCCCAACCGCGACUUCUCGGGCGUGGACCGGAGCCGCCGGGCCGAGCCGCGACGCGCCCCCGUCGAGUUCGAGAAGGAGGAGGAUCCCUUCGGUCUCGACGAGUUCCUCACCGAGGCCAAGGAGACCCAGAAGAAGAAGCCGCUCGACCACAUCGGCUCCUCCAACACCAUGCACGCCGCCGGCGGCGGCACCAGGGACACCAUGUCCGACCGGAGCAAGAUCCAGUUCGAGAGCUCCGGCGCCGCACCAGAGACCAUCGCCAGACCCCCUUCUUCAUCCUCCUCCUCUUCUUCCUCCUCCGAUCGCGACCGCCACCACCGCGAGAGGAGCCGAGACAGUGAGAGGGACCGGGACCACGGCGACCGGAGGGACCGCGACCAUGACCGCGACCGCGACAGGGACCGAGACAGGGACCACCACAGGAGCGGCGGUCGGGACGAGAGAAGGGGCUCUGACAGAGACAGGGACAGGGACAGGGAUGAGAGGAGGAGCGACAGGGACAGGGACUACGACAGGAGGAGGCGCUGA